AUGGGCUCUAAAUCCAUUGACAAGUAUCCUUAUAAGAGACAGAAGAGGAGAGGUCAGGAACACAGAGGACAAGGCCGUGUGAAGAAGGAGGCAGAGAUUGGAGUUAUGCAGCCACAAGCCAAAGACUACAUGGGUCUACCAGAAGCUGCGUUCGAUCUGCUCUGCUGCAUUGUUGCAACAAUGGCUGUGGUGGUUGAAGAAGCUGAGUUUUGCGUGUGUUCCAGGCCUCCUUCAUGGCAUGUUCCUUCUCUUGGUUGGCACCAGUGUAACCUUCCUUUCACGUGGAUUGAGACAUAUAAAGAUACAAGGCUGAGAAUAACGAGGCCUGCUCUGCAUUCUGUAGAGACUGAGGAUCUGCAUCGCAGCAGCUCCAAGAGCAGAGUAGCCCUAGCUCCAGUGCCUCGAGGUCCUGAUGCCUGUCAGAUGAAAACCAGAGCGCAGCUCGGCCAGGAUCCCCCACAGAGAACAGUGCUGACUGAUAAUGGGCAGUACAGGAGGACCUGUGGUCAGGGGAUCACAACAAUCAGGUGUUUCUCUGGAUCAGAAAAUGUCUUCCCUCCAGCUGGAAAGAAAGUGCUCUCAGUCCAGGAGCCAGUCAAGCAAGGAUUUGCAUGCUACCUGGAUGAGUCUGAGAAGAGGGACAGAGACAGCUGUACAGGGAAAGAGGAGAUGACAUUUGAGGUUGUGUAUGAGGUAGACACCAGCACACUCAAGUCAGACCUUCACUUCCUGCUGGAUUUUAACACAGUUUCCCCAGUGGUGGUAGAUUCAUCUCUCCAUUCCCAGUCUGAAGAUGCAUCAGAUUUUGGUACAGAUGUGAUAAAUGUGACUGAAUAUGCUGAAGAAAUUCAUCAGUACCUUAGAGAAGCUGAAAUAAGACACAGGCCUGAAGCACACUGCAUGAGGAAGCAACCAGACAUCACAGAAGGCAUGUGAACUAUUCUGGUGGACUGGCUUGUUGAGGUCGGCGAAGAGUAUAAGCUUCGAACAGAGACUCUCUAUCUGGCUAUCAACUUCCUGGACAGGUUUCUUUCAUGCAUGUCUAUUCUGAGAGGGAAAUUGCAGCUUGUAGGCACAGCAGCUAUUCUUCUGGCUUCGAAAUAUGAAGAAAUAUAUCCACCUGAAGUAGACGAGUUUGUCUACAUAACUGAUGAUACUUACACAAAACGCCAACUGCUAAGAAUGGAACAUCUGCUCCUGAAAGUCCUGGCUUUCGAUCUCACAGUGCCAACCACCAACCAGUUUCUCCUUCAGUACUUAAGGAGACAAGGAGUGUGCGUCAGAACUGAGAAUCUGGCCAAGUAUGUAGCAGAACUGAGUCUUCCUGAAGCUGACCCAUUCUUGAAAUAUCUUCCUUCAUUGAUAGCUGCAGCAGCUUAUUGCCUGGCCAACUCUACUGUGAACACACACUUCUGGCCAGAAACCCUUGCUGCAUUUACAGGCUCUUCAUUAAAUGAAAUCGUGCCUUGCCUGAGCGAGCUGCAUAAAGCAUGCCUUGAUAUAGCCCAUCGAUCACAGCAAGAAAUUAGGGGGAAGUGUAAGGCUUCAAAGUACAUGCACGUGUCUCUGAUGGAACCACCUGCAGUUCUCUCUCUGCAGUAA
Messenger RNA from Callorhinus ursinus (northern fur seal), 1602 nucleotides. NCBI's taxonomy places the organism in Eukaryota, Metazoa, Chordata, Mammalia, Carnivora, Otariidae. The record is from RefSeq and is a predicted model, not a curated record.